CUCUCUCUCUCUCUCCCCCUCGGCCGGUCCUUCCCGUUUUCUCCUCCUUCCAAUCUCCGCCUAUCGUUCUAUUUAUCCGCUCUAUCUCUUUCUCUCUCUGUCCCUCGCUCCCUUCUACGUUCUCCUUCACCUCCCACUAUCCUCUCGCCGCGGUUCCGCGGCGCUUUUCGCGAUCUACCGCGCGCGCGCGGACGCGUUCGCCAGUGGAACGUUUCUAAAAACAUAAUCGUCAGUUGUGAACCUCGCGCGUGCUCGCUCUUUCUUUCCGUCGGCGAGAGACCAUCGAAAUUUGAGGGACACACAACAUAUUUGAGUCGUCAAUACCGACGAAGAGGAAAAACCGGUGAAGACGUCGGCUCGAGAGAGAAAGAGAAGCGAAGGAUCCAAGCGCGUGCGCGCGCGCGCGCGCGCAUACUUCGGCGAACGAGCGGCUGACAACGAGAGGAGAAAACGAAACGCACAGCCCAGCCGCGUCGCUGCAAAAAAGGAACGAAAGCGUGUGCACGACAAGCGAGGAGGCAACUUUACGACUCUCCCGUAAGGAGUGUCGCUCGCUCUCGCGCGUUCUCCGUCUCUCUCUCUCUCUUUCUCUUCUUUACUUUCCUUUCCCUUCCCCGCGUGCACCGCGUCCGUCACUACCGCCCCCACUCGCGACUUCGCGAGAGUCUUUCCUCCCCCUUUGCCUCCUUUCGACAUUUGCUCUCCCACUCGCGUCGUGUCGCCGUCCCCUUCGCUCGCUCGUUUCUUUUAACGCUUCUUCGUUAGUACGUCUCGACUGUCCGCGCUCGUGUGCUCUCCCGCGAUCGGAGAGAGAACCGACCUCCGUCGUCGUCGUCGUCCGUCCAUACCGCGCGACGUCUGUGGACUCGUGCGCGCGCUCUCUCUCUCUCUCCUCUCUCUCUUUCUCCCUUAUUAUUUCUCGUUACUUUCUAUUGCGCUCGGUAUUUCUCUCUCUCUCUCUUUCUCUCUCUCUCUCUCUCUUUCUCUUUCUCUCGUCCUCUCUCGCGCUUGUGUAUCACUGCGUGCCGCGCGCGUCCAACACGCGCCAACAUUCGCCAUUGAAGCCACCGAGUACAAUUUGCGAUGUGUGAUAAUACUAACACGACGACGCAGAGUAUAGCGGACUACCUGUCACAGUUGUUGAAGGACCGGAAGCAACUAGCGGCCUUCCCCAAUGUCUUCAUACACGUGGAGCGUCUGCUCGAUGAGGAGAUCGCGAAGGUGCGGGCGAGCCUUUUUCAAAUCAGCGGGGUGAAAAAGGAGCCGCUCGUAUUGCCGGAUCCCGAAGGCGACAUUACGACCCUCACGGAGAAGGUUUACGUACCCGUUAAGGAGCAUCCAGACUUCAACUUUGUCGGGAGGAUUUUGGGGCCACGAGGCAUGACCGCGAAACAAUUGGAGCAGGAGACAGGAUGUAAAAUCAUGGUCCGCGGGAAGGGGUCGAUGAGGGACAAAAAGAAGGAGGAGCAGAAUCGAGGCAAGCCAAAUUGGGAACACCUGACGGACGAGCUACACGUGCUGCUCACGGUAGAGGACACUGAGAAUCGUGCCACCUUGAAGCUUGCUCGUGCCGUCGAGGAAGUGAAGAAGCUUCUCGUUCCCGUGCAGGCUGACGGCGAGGAUGAGCUAAAGAAGAGGCAGCUGAUGGAGCUUGCGAUCAUCAACGGAACUUACCGGGAUUCGAACACAAAGGUUGCCGCCGCCGCAGCCUGCGACGAGGAGUGGCGGCGGGUGGCUGCCGCCGCGGCGGAGACGCAACGCCUGCUGCCAGGCCUGGCGACGCCGAUACGGACGCCAAGCACGCCCCUGGGCGCGCCGCUGAUCCUGUCGCCGCGGAUAUCCGUACCUACGACCGCCGCGUCCCUGCUGAACGGCUCUGGGCCGCCGGGCUCGCUCCUCUCGGCCGGUGACCCCCAUGGACUCAUCUACACGCCGUACGACUACGCCAACUACGCAGCGCUAGCCGCGUCACCUUUGCUCACCGAAUACGCUACUGCAGAUCAUUCUGUAUUCUUACAGAGUGUUCUGGUAGGACGAGCAAGCUCACCCAGCUGCUGCCACCGUAUUACAAGAGCCUGAGGAGCGUAAUCGAACUUAAGCCGCGAGAGAGGAAAAGAGAGGAAACAACGAGAAAGAAAGAGAAAUAGAGAGAAAGAGGGACCACAGCCAUGUCGCAAAGGUUUUGUGUCUUUCUCUUUCUCUCCUCGUUCUUCGCAUAAUUCCGCAUUCACGAUUGUCGAGUCCAAUAUGACCAGGAGAAUGAGAAAAUGGGCGAAGGAUCUCGUCCUUGCGAAACGUCAUGUUUACCGAACAGUAUUCCGCACGAGUCGCACAUUUAUGACGGCUCUUCGUGUAUUCGGUCGCGUUUCAGCCGUCUCCCCUCGGAGGGGACGAUCGUAGUGAACUACUCUCUCGCGGCCUCUCCAGUGUCGAUUGCGCACCGCAAGCGAUCGCAGCAUAUUAAUCCGCGGUGCCGUCACGAGCAACUCGCGGCGGCACCGCCGGAACCCGUUGCAUAAGAAGAGAAGAGAAGGAGGAGAGGGAAGGUGCUAGAGAGAAUACCACGCGCCUCCGAGUGCUCGGAAAUGUCAUAAGAGAGCAGCGGUUCAUGUGAUAUUUAUGAGAAUCUUCCGCGGAAUCCGUGGAAUUCUGAAUUCUACGGCUUCCAUGAGAGAGAGAGAGAGAGAGAGAGAGAGAGAGAGAGAGAGAGAGAGAGAGAGAGAGAGAUGACUCUCAGGAAAUAUCCUCACUCCUCUUUCUCUUCUUAUGGAACGGAUUCCCCUGGUGUGUCGUUCUCUUUUUUUUUUUCCUUUUCUGUUUACAUUAAUAAUAGCGUCAGGAUUCUAGAUUUUAGAUAGCCGACGACGAGAGCACGGCGUGCGCGGGAUCGCGCACGCGGAAGAGACUGCUCGUUUACACUACUCAUGCUUGUAUUUUGGCGACAGGCGCAGCGGCCGCUGCCAAGCAGCGUAGGCACCUGGGUCAGAUCCGCGAACACCCUUAUCAAAGGGCCGGCGCUCUCUCGUGAACACACGGAGACAGUGCGAUAUGCAAAGAGAGAGAGAGAGAGAGAGAGAGAGAGCGAGAGAGAAAGCGAGAGAGAAAGAGCGAGCGACCGAGCGAGAGAGAGAGAGAGAGAGAGAAAGAGAGACAAAGAAAACAAAUAAGAGAGAGAGAGAGCACUGUUCUCGUGCCACCGCGGAAAGGCUUGGAGUGCUAACAAUGGAUAUCCACUCGCCCCGUGCUAACACCUGGACUCUGGAACAGCAUCCCGCGUUCGAUCGGUUCACCAACCAGCCGACCACCUUCGCCGUCCGCGUCACCAGCCCCGUUCGUCAAGCUUAUCCAUCAUCCUGUAUCCUCUUAAUGUUCGGGACGUAGUUCUUCGCGCGCGCUCGCGCAUUUGCGUGUAAUAAAUGUGAUUAUUAUUACUACGAUAGGACAGGUCGCAGUCGAGCCGAUCGCGCAUCGCGACUCGAGCAACGACCUCUUUUCACGAAGACAUCAGCGUUCAGAAAUUUCAUGAUAUCAUACAUGUGAUGCUAUAAGAGAGUGUGCAGUAGACGGUGCAUAUUCGGAUAUCGUCGGACUCUGUCCUCAGCCGAGCAGCUGAGCGACGUACUUCGGUGAUCACUCUGUUUGCGUAUCUCCGCGAAAAGCUCGACUGCGGACACGAGUACGACGAGUAAAUUUCCCGAUGAGAUUCGCAGGAUACACGCGGACAAGAUCAUGACAGAAUAAUCUAAAAAAACAAAAAGAAAAAAAGAAGGGAAGGGAAAACCGGAGGAAAGAUCCCGCGUGGCGAUCGUGGAGAAAUGAUCUCUCUCAUUGCCAUGAGAGAGAAUCCACGCGGUCUUUCUCGGCGGUAAAACCACACGCGUGGAACUAUUCCGGACUGGUUUUGGAGGCGAGUCAAGUAUGUGGAAUCCGAAUUCCGCGCGACGGUCAUAGCGGCGGCGGCAUAGUUAACAAUAUAGCGUGUAGUUCUAGAUAUUUCGGACGGAUAGUUUAACGGAUACAUUUCACCCGGCCUCCUCGUCGUCGGGUGUCUUGUAGGCUGCGCGACACAUCCGCAAAGUGUUUCAUUUGUUUGUUUGUUUUUUUAUCUUCUCUCUCUUCUCGCGAUGGCGAAAGUGCAACAACGUUGUUCGCGCUUUUUCUUCCUCUCCCCAACCCAGUACUUACGACCACGCACUGGCAUCUCUCGUUGCACCGGAGGUGACAGCGCGAGAAAGAUACGACGAUAACCGUGUAUCUUAAGAAAAAAGGGAAAAUAAAACAGAAGGGGAUGCCGACGUGACAAUCUCGCAAUCUUGGAUACGUAUUUUUACGCGCGUGCGCGCGCGCGUUUUUCGACCAUAACGAUUUCGUCGCGUGUGAGAAAGGAAGAGAGAGAGAGAGAGAGAGAGAGAGAGAUAUAUAUAUAUAUAUAUCUCAGAAAGAAAGAAGGAAAAUUCUGCCCGAGAGAAAAUUGCGAUCGACGCGCGUCUGCGUUUCUCUCUCUUUCUCUCUCUCUCUCUCCCUCUCUCUCUCUUGCUUUUUCCGUCCACGCGACGUCCACAAUCAUGUCGCAAAGAUCGUCGGAAUUUUACGGAAACUCUCUCGCAUAAAUGUGCCUUUUAAUGUUAACGUUACGUGCGCGCGGCCACACGCAAUCGCCGCGAUACCGUUCUUAGAUAGAGCUUCGUUAUCGGUAUAGGCUGUACUGCAACAUAGCGUUAGAACUGUGCAAUCAAAAUUCACUGUCUCUCGUUCAUAUCGUUUUUGGCUAAGGAAGUAUACGAGGAACGCGCUUUUCGAAUCAGGUCGCUUGCGUUUCCCCAAUGGUUUUUCUCGUCGUUGUGCGAAUCUCACAUAAGCAACGGCGACGAAGACCGUUGAAAGACUCCUGUAGCCUAGCAUCGUGAAUAUCCCGAAGAGAAGGCUUCAGGAAGAGGAAACAUCCGUCGUCGAAUACGCGGGUAUACGCAUGAGAUUGAUUUAUGACAUUGUAUAUCAUUUAUGAUAUGUAUAUAUAUAUAUAUAUAUAUAUAUUUAAUAUAUAUAUAUAUGUAUAUCAUGUAUUUAUAUAUACAUGUAUACACAGCCAAAAGUAUUAAGAGAGAAAAAACACGUUAUUCAGAGAGAAAAAUCUUUUUCUCAUUGAUGUGCAAUAAUACGUCGAUGGAGAAAAGAAAAGAAAAGAAAAAAACAAAAGCAGGAUUCGUUCGUUGGUGUUCGUCGAGGUUUAUCGAAUCUCACAUAUGUAAAACGAAAGGAAUGAUGAAAGAAACGAAAUUACAAAGAAACGAUACGUGGGUACAUUUGGUUUUAAUAUGGUUUAGACGCUUUUUCCUCCAUUCACACUUCGAAAGUCACGCCCAAUGGGACAGAACUUAACUUCUGGGGAUGAUUGGAAAACGAGUUCUGCGGUUGAAACUAAGUAUACGUUCAUCGGUGGCGUAGAACGACGACGAACAGAUACGACAGAACAAACACGUGAAUCGGGUGUUCAUGAUCGAUUGUUAUCGCGUUACGCGCCGGGAAAUUAUCUACGAGAUAUUAUAUUUGCAUGUAAUUAUACAUAUAAACGAAAAACAGAUAUAUAUAUAUACAUAUACACACGUAAUCUCUGUCCACAUAUACGUGCAAGAGUGCGUGAGAGAGUGACUUACUUAAUUAUCAAUUUUAUCGUUGUAAUGUAGUCGCAAACAUCUUUCUUUUUUAGGUCUGCCAUACUGUAUAUGUGUGUAACGAUUAAGGAAUUUUCGAGCAGCGCUGCGUUAUUACACGGAAACUCCUGUAUAGUC
Harpegnathos saltator (Jerdon's jumping ant) is the source of this 5789-nucleotide messenger RNA. RefSeq names its product protein held out wings (gene how). Gene Ontology annotation, biological process: regulation of mRNA splicing, via spliceosome. The transcript has 8 exons. NCBI's taxonomy places the organism in Eukaryota, Metazoa, Arthropoda, Insecta, Hymenoptera, Formicidae. The coding region runs from base 1084 to 2079 and encodes 331 amino acids. The record is from RefSeq and is a predicted model, not a curated record. Gene Ontology annotation, molecular function: mRNA binding. Gene Ontology annotation, cellular component: nucleus.